This is a messenger RNA of Plutella xylostella (diamondback moth), 1177 nucleotides long. RefSeq lists its product as uncharacterized. The record is from RefSeq and is a predicted model, not a curated record. NCBI's taxonomy places the organism in Eukaryota, Metazoa, Arthropoda, Insecta, Lepidoptera, Plutellidae.
GAUAGUGAUGUGUCAGACGAAGAAAUGGCGGAUUCUUCGGAAGAUACACCUCAAAAUAUUAAAAUAAAAAGUGAACCUUCUGACUCUGACUCAACAGAACACGUGUCGGAGUUGCAACCAAAACCAAUAGUAUUUUUUGGUGUCGCCGCCAGUAACUACCAAGAUAUAAUAAAAGCUGUAUCUGUUUUUAAUACAGAGGAUGAUGGUGACGACCCGCUAUUUCGAAAGAAAAAGCAAUUGACAGCUGAUGAAAUACGCACGCGUUGGAAUGUUCAUAAAAUCUUCAAACGCCUCGGCACACAGGAGCAGUGCCUCCAGUUUGCCCUGGACAGAGCCCUGCUGCCGGCUUCCCGACUGUGCAGGCGCCACAAGACCCCUAUGAAAUUACAAACAAUUGGCGACAGUAUAGGACGAUUUCAGUGUACUAAGGACAUCUGCCGAAAUCGAGCUUUUAGUAGGAGUGACCAUACGUUUUUUGAGGGGUGCCAAAUGCAACUUAGACUGAUUUUCGAAAUGAUGUAUUUCUACAGCAAUGGCUACGAUUACGAGCAGACACAGAGGGAGUGCUACAUCCCGGACCGGGACGCCGCCCUGCACCUCGCCACCAUCGCCAUGUGGUUCGGCUACUGCAGGGAAGCCGUCGUCAUCUACCAGAUCAAACACCAAAAGGAAAAACCUAAAAUAGGAGGCCCUGGUCGUUUAGUUAUAUUAGACGAAUCAAAAAUGGGGUACACAAGCAUGAGGGCGGAAAAUCCAGGCGUGGCCAUUGGAUGAUCGGUAUUAUAGAGGAAGGCACCUUAGACUUCAGAGUGGACGUUUUCCCUGAUAAUGAGAAGAGUUUAAAUGAAAAUUUGGUGAGGGCAGUUAAAAGACACGUGAUCGAAGGAAGCACUAUCCGUGCCGGUGACUGGGCCGCGUACAGGUGCUUGUGUGACCGCGGGUACGCGGUGGAGGUGACAGACGAUGCCAGUGAGAGGCCCUGGCAGGUGCUAAAGUGCUCCUACAAGGGUUUCAAUGAGCGCUACCACUACCAGGAGGACAUGGGGUUCGCGGAGUGGCUGGUCGAGCUGUCGUGGAGGAAGAGGAUGAAGAUGCGCAGUCUGGAUCCGUUCGAGAAAUUGAUAGAAUGUAUCCAGUAUGUAUAUCCACGGAGGAAACUUAAAUAAUAUGUACCUAC